AUGGAUACCGUUACUUCAUCAAAUUCAAAAUCACGACUUAAUUCCUCAGAUUUGUCAUCAGAAAAUGGGUUAUUAGGCAUAUUAGACCUAAUCACCGACGACGAAAGCAGGACACCAGUUAUGGAGGUUUCUGAUAAGUCAUCCAAGAUUAAUAACCUGAUUUUUGGACCCCAUUUGGUCAACUUAUCUUCUAUCUCUAAUCAUUUGAUCAAUGAGAGUACUGUUCCAAAGUCUACACCCUCAAAUGACCAAAAUACCCUUGACCGUGAAACAGUACCGAUGGCGAUAACAGCAAGCCAGAUAUUGCUUUCCGAGGACUAUACCCGUGUAACUUGUUACGGUCCAAACCCUAGAAUCACCCACAUUUUCCUUGACUUAAGCCUGGAAUUCCAUCCGAACCGGUUGAUCAUCGCUUCCGGAAAGAAGAGAGAAGAGGUGAUGAUCAGUUUAUUUCAUCAAGUGGCCACCUGCUCUGGCGCCCCUUCUGUUGAGUUCCCCAACUUGUGUGAAGCAUGCAGCAAGAAAAUGGAAGUGGGGGAAGAUGUUUACAUUUACAGGGGUAAGUCAUCAUUUUGCAGUUAUGAAUGCCUAGCUGUGGGGAUUUUAGCUGAGGAAAUAUCAAAAGCAGCUGAUAAGAGCCUUUCUUUCUCCGGCAACGACGAGCUUAUGGUGGUUUCAGCUUUCAAUAUGGUAAAAUGGGAGCCACAGAUCGAACUAGCUUGGAGUUUGAUUUUGUAG
Molecule: messenger RNA, 738 nt
Organism: Rhododendron vialii
Lineage: Eukaryota; Viridiplantae; Streptophyta; Magnoliopsida; Ericales; Ericaceae
Product: FCS-Like Zinc finger 8-like
Exons: 3
Coding region: 1-738 (245 amino acids)
Source: RefSeq, a predicted model, not a curated record